This is a messenger RNA of Lutra lutra (Eurasian river otter), 4394 nucleotides long. RefSeq names its product transferrin receptor 2 (gene TFR2). Lineage: Eukaryota; Metazoa; Chordata; Mammalia; Carnivora; Mustelidae. The transcript has 18 exons. Gene Ontology annotation, biological process: transferrin transport; endocytic iron import into cell. The record is from RefSeq and is a predicted model, not a curated record. Gene Ontology annotation, cellular component: external side of plasma membrane. The coding region runs from base 1476 to 3899 and encodes 807 amino acids. Gene Ontology annotation, molecular function: transferrin receptor activity.
UUGGUGAUCCCGCGGUGGACGCCGGGGCAAAGUCUGCCGGCCGGGGCAGAGCCCCGGGAGCCACAGGAGCUGGAAGCCUCCAGUUUCAAAGGGACCGCGACCCAGGGAGGAUCACGCAGCGAGGAUGCGGCAGAAGCCCGCGAGAAUGGGCCCCCAGCUAGGAGCGGAGUUGGGGCGGCAACCGGUGCUGGAGACCCGACCCUGAGGCAGGGGUGGGCGGAGCCGGGGGGGGGGGCAGUCCCCGGGCUGGGCUUGGGCGGGGCCUGAGGCUGGGGCUGCGGUGGGCGGGGCCUCAGGUGAGGAGGCGGUGCCUAAGCCUCAGCCUACCUGCGCUCAGGUGAGCCCGGCUGCGCUGCGUCUUCCUUCGGGUCUUGGUGGCAAGAAUGGGGCGGGAUCUGGGGCACUAGUGCGCCCCAGCAGCUCUGAGUUUCUCUCCCAAUUUGUGUAGGAGCUGAGGUUUCCUAAGGGAGACCCUGACACGGGGCCCCUGAGCCCUUCUAUUCCAGAGCACUUUUCUGGGGGUCCUCGCUAGGGCUUGGGGACCAGCACCCCUGUGUGAAAUUCUGGGUAAAACUUAGAAGUUUGUGCCUGUGAUGUGUUCCUGGGGUGCCCAGACCCAAAAGAGGUAGAAAUCAAGUCCUCCUGUCACCAUAGAGACAUAGGUGCCCAGAGAAGGCCAUGAGUUGUUGAAGGUCAUCCAGCUGUGCUCAGGCCUUGACCAGGACUCUUUCCACCAAUGCCUCGUGGACCUCGACCCGCAGAUCCUGAAGAACCCCGAGCACUCACUGGUCCCUCUUGACCUUAUGCUCCCACCCAUGCCCCUCCCUGCCCAGAAGUUAAUAGCUUGAGACACACUUCUCAGCCUGAUUCCAAUAAGACAGUCAUCUGCAGAGCCAGACCAACCCCCAGGUCACACCAUUGUGACAAAUUCAGUUUAGAAUUGCUUGGGGGCAGUUGUUGGAGCCGGGAACUAAUGUGUUACAAGGCCCGGCUGUGCACUCUGUGCACUUGCUUUGUGGGCCUGCAAGCCGGAUGACUUGAGGGGGAGCGAGGUUUUCAUGGUGGGGAGCUUAGGAAGGGGUUCCCAAGGACAGUGGGAGGGGUGGAAGCAGGAGACAGCAUCCUUAUCUUUUUGCCCUCCCCAGCCAUCAGUCCCCCUCCCCCACCCCUGACCGGAACUAGGAGGCCAAAGUCUGCCCCAAGGUCAAAAAAAUUGAUUGUUUUGCAGGGAAGGGGCAGGAGUGGGACUGUGGAGGGAUUGGCAGGGGACGGCACAGCCCCUUGUCCUCUAGCCUGGGCUGGGGGUUCAUAUCUGGAAGGCUGGACUGAGGCCAGGACAGUGCCCCCACCCCUUCAGGGGGAGAAGAACGGCUUGGGCUCAGGCUGCCUGCCAGGGCUGAUAAGGGGCCCUCUUGAGGCUCCCACAAACGGUUUAUCACUGUGGGGGGAACGGCCCGCAGGGCUCAGGAGGGGGCAUGAGCAUGGAGCGACUUUGGGGUCUACUUCAGAGAACGCAAAGGUUGUCCCCACGACCCUCUCAGACCAUCUACAAGCGUGUGGAGGGCACCCAGCAGUGGCGCCUGGAGGAGGAAGAGGAAGACGGGGAGGAGGGGGCUGAGCCAGCAGCCCACUUCUGCCCCAUGGAGCUGAGGGGCCCUGACCUGGGCUCUAGAGCAGGGAGGCAAAACCUUGGACUCUGGGCAGCAACAGGACGAAAGGCUGCCCCCUACCUGGUCCUGACAGCCCUACUGAUCUUCACUGGGGCUUUCCUUCUGGGCUACGUGGCCUUCCGCGGGUCCUGCCAGGCAUGUGGGGAUGACGUGUUGGUGGUCAGCGAGGACGUAAACUAUGAGCCGGGCCCAGACUCCCACCAGGGCACAUUGUACUGGAGCGACCUCCAGGCCAUGUUCCUGCGGUUCCUGGGGGAGGGGCGCCUGGAGGACACCAUCAGGCAAACCAGCCUUCGGAAAAGGAUGGCUGGCUCGGCCGGGAUGGCCGCUCUGGCUCAGGACAUCCGGGGGGCGCUCUCGAGCCAAAAGCUGGACCACGUGUGGAUGGACACGCAUUACGUGGGGCUGCAGUUUCCCGACCCUGCUCAUCCCAAUACCCUACACUGGGUCGAUGCGGAUGACAAGCUCGGGGAGCCCCUGCCGCUGGAGGACCACGACGUCUACUGUCCCUUCAGCGCCACGGGCAACGCCACGGGAGAGCUGGUGUACGCCCACUACGGGCGGCCGGAGGACCUGCAGGACCUGCGGACUCGGGGCGUGGAGACGGCGGGGCGCCUCCUGCUGGUGCGCUUGGGAGAGAUCAGCUUCGCCCAGAAGGUGGCCAGUGCCCAGGACUUUGGGGCCGGAGGAGUACUCAUAUACCCCGAUCCAGCAGACUUCUCCCAGGACCCACACAAGCUCAGGCUGUCCAGCCACAGGGCUGUGUAUGGACAUGUGCACCUGGGAACUGGGGACCCCUACACGCCUGGCUUCCCUUCCUUUAAUCAAACGCAGUUCCCUCCAGUCCAGUCCUCCGGCCUCCCUAACAUUCCCGCCCAGCCCAUCAGUGCGGACAUUGCGUCCCUCCUGCUGAGGAAGCUCCAAGGCCCUGUGGCCCCCCAGGAAUGGCAGGGGCACCUCCCAGUCUCCCCUUAUCGCCUGGGCCCUGGGCCAGGCUUGCAUCUCGGGGUCAACAACCACAGGGUCUCUACCCCCAUCAGCAACAUCUUUGGCUGCAUCGAGGGCCGCUCCGAGCCAGAUCACUAUGUUGUCAUCGGGGCCCAGAGGGAUGCUUGGGGCCCAGGUGCGGCCAAGUCCGCUGUGGGGACGGCCAUCCUGCUGGAGCUGGUUCGGACCUUUUCCUCCAUGGUGAGCAAUGGCUUCCAGCCCCGCAGGAGUCUGCUGUUCAUCAGCUGGGACGGAGGGGACUUUGGGAGUGUGGGCUCCACGGAGUGGCUGGAGGGCUACCUCAGCGUGCUGCACCUCAAAGCCGUGGUCUACGUGAGCUUGGACAAUGCAGUGCUGGGCGAUGACAAGUUCCAUGCCAAGACCAGCCCCCUUCUGAUCAGCCUCAUAGAGAACAUCCUGAAGCAGGUGGACUCCCCUAACCGCAGUGGGCAGACCCUCUUUGAGCAGGUGACCCUUAACAGUCACAGCUGGGACGCCGAAGUGAUCCGGCCGCUGCCCAUGGACAGCAGUGCCUAUUCCUUCACGGCCUUUGCGGGGGUCCCUGCCGUCGAGUUCUCCUUCAUGGAGGAUGGCGAGGCGUACCCGUUCCUGCACACGAAGGAUGAUACGUACGAGAACCUACACACGAUGCUGAGAGGCCGCCUGCCCGCUGUGGCCCAGGCUGUGGCCCAGCUCGCGGGGCAGCUCCUCAUCCGGCUCAGCCACGAUCACCUGCUGCCUCUGGACUUCGGCCGCUACGGGGACGUGGUCCUCAGGCACAUCGGCAGCCUCAACGAGUUCUCCAGGGACCUGAAGGCCCGCGGGCUGACCCUCCAGUGGGUGUACUCAGCGCGGGGGGACUACAUCCGCGCGGCAGAGAAGCUUCGAAAGGAGAUCUACAGCUCGGAGGAGAGCGAUGAGAGGCUGAUGCGCAUGUACAACGUGCGGAUCAUGCGGGUGGAGUUCUACUUCCUGUCCCAGUACGUGUCGCCGGCCGACUCCCCGUUCCGCCACAUUUUCCUGGGCCGCGGAGACCACACGCUGGGCGCGCUGCUCGACCACGUGCGGUUGUUGCGCUCGGGCGGCUCUGGAGACCCAGGGGCCGCCGCCUCCAGGGUGGCUCCCGGACUGGGCUUCCAGGAGAGCCGCUUCCGACGCCAGCUGGCCCUUCUCACCUGGACGCUGCAGGGAGCCGCCAACGCACUUAGCGGGGACGUCUGGAACAUCGAUAACAACUUCUGAGGUCCAUGGUGGGAGGGUGCGGGGGGGGGUGGGUGGGGAGAAGCUGGGGCAUAUGCCCGGAGCUCUUGCUCUCCCGUUAGAGUGAUUUCUGGGUGAUGGAGGUGCCUAGUACCACCUGUCGUUGCCAACCGAUUUCUCAUCAGCCCUUCCGGUCUCUGCAAGGGGCCCAGCCAAGAUGCCAGCGCAGACACCCACCCCCAGGCCCUGCAGUGUAGGAGCAGGUGAGCUGUGCCUUCCACAAUGGGCCGGCCAUACUGUCAGCUAAUCUGAGAGCAUCCGGGUGCUCAUCGCACAGCCCCUUCCCCUUCAGGAAAGGGGGUCCCUCACACCUAGCGACGCCUCUGGAUGGUUUCCUAGGCCCUGGGAGGGGGCCAGCCCUCUUGGUGGGAGAAUGGCUGGAACUGUAGCCUAUAGCCCCAGCAGGUGGUCUGUGGUGGGAAGGGCUGGAGUUUGGUCCUGAAUAAACUAGAUGGUGGCAUCUGUUCUUUAUAAACA